Molecule: messenger RNA, 750 nt
Organism: Dibothriocephalus latus
Lineage: Eukaryota; Metazoa; Platyhelminthes; Cestoda; Diphyllobothriidea; Diphyllobothriidae
Source: the annotation of a GenBank genome assembly
AUGACCUCUCCGCCAGUGUCCUCCAGCAGCAGGCCAGUUGCCCAGCUUGCAUCCAAUCACAAGAAUGACGAGGACUCACAGAAGCCAGUUUCGGCUGCAGACACCUCCCCUGGCACUCAAGCAACAAUCACCAACACCACCCCCUCCGCGUACCGUGGUCGCAAAACCCGGGAUCGGGUUUGCACGGGCAAGGUUAACACAAGCGAUGUCCUUGCUGCAGCCAGCCUCUUGGAGCAGUCCUCUGUCAAGACUGAUGAUUCUUCAACCAUCCCAAGGCCCACGAGUCGGUUCCUCCGAUCGUCGGUAACUAGUACGAGCGGUCCUGUCGGUGGUGGUGGCGUCAGUAAUGGUGACCGUCCUACUCCCUCUCCCAGUCGGCAGCUCUCCCCUACCACAGCAAACGGAGCUCUUAUCCGGUCUACCAGCUCUACUCCAUCCUCCACCCAGCCGCAGGAGCGGUAUACAUGGCGAGACAAGAUUGAUUACCGGCGUCUGUAUGAAGAGGAGCGGAGCGAAAAGGAACGUCUUAAACGGGUACUAGAGAAGACCAACCGUGACCUCGCCGCGCUUCAGAACGAACUGACGCGACUAAAGACCUCCAAGUCCACUGUUCUUGGCGGUUACUCGGGCGGAAUUCGAGAUCCGAGUCCAGCUUCGGAGAUUGAACGCUUACGACAAGAGAACGCGAAGAUGAGCGACGAGAACAAGUCGCUCGUGCGUGUCAUCAGCAAACUUUCAAGCCGAACAUGA